Alternaria metachromatica is the source of this 792-nucleotide messenger RNA. RefSeq lists its product as uncharacterized. The coding region runs from base 1 to 792 and encodes 263 amino acids. The record is from RefSeq and is a predicted model, not a curated record. Lineage: Eukaryota; Fungi; Ascomycota; Dothideomycetes; Pleosporales; Pleosporaceae. The transcript is spliced from 3 exons.
AUGGUACGGAGGGGUUUCGCAGCGGACGCUGCCUUUACUAAGAAGAACAUGAUCACCUUCAAAGUUGGUCAUGGAGGCAAGGCCGUGUUCCUGGUUCCUGAGGACCGCAUUCGUGCCUCGUCCGAGUUCGUCGACGCAGCGAUGAGAGGACCGUGGCAAGAAUCGCAAGAGCGUGUCAUCACCCUGCCAGAGUUCGACAGAGACACCUUCGGUAUCUACUUCGAGUGGCUUGUUACAGGCGUCGUUCACAGCAAAUUCGGUCCCGCCGAUGGGAAUGAUCGUUCGAUUGAGCUCAAAAACUUAUAUCUGGAAAUGCUUCAUCUACCUCGGUUAUGUGAUCUGGGUCACUUCUUAAUCGACACUGAUUUUAGAGACACUCUCAACGAUAUUCUCCUACAAUGCGCUAGCGAGGCUAAGGGAACGUCGAUCACGCUCCCGCCCAGUUUCGGUUCUAGGUUCUACGAAAAAACACCAGAAGGCUCGCCAACUAGAAAGCUUGUCGCAGAUCUUGUUGCCGGGGGCAUUGAACAAUACCACCUCAAGAAGCUCGGAAUGAAUCCAGAUAAUAUGCAUUCUGACUACAUCAUGGAUCUUCUUCUUGCCAUGUCUGUAAGGCUUGAUACUUGGUCUAGUGUAUCACCACUGCGUGGCUGGCAGACGAGCUGCAAGUACCAUUGUCACGGCGACGAGAAGCCUUGCUACAGGAAGAAAGCCGGCACGUCUCGCACUACCACAACGAAACGCCCAGCUCCCGACGACACACAGUCACCAGACGCAAAGCGACGUGCUUGA